AAUUGCUACGUCUUCAAUGGCGCUUGCAAGAAGCUGCUACAGCAACAAUGGUGGGCUUCUUGUCUUAGUGGUUCUUCUCUCUGCAUUAGGCCUAACUCCUACAGCCAAUGCAGCUUCAGAUUGGGUAAACCAUGGGAAAGAUCUAUAUAACAGCAGAUAUGCAUCAGAAGAGGUUGUGAUAAGCCCAGGAAGUGUUAAGAAAAUGGAGUUGAAAUGGCAAUUCUUUGCAAAAAGUGUAAGUGCAACACCUUCCAUAUUUAAUGGGACACUCUAUUUCCCAAGCUGGGAUGGAAAUAUAUAUGCACUUAAAGAGAGUGAUGGAUCUGUGGUGUGGGAGAGGAACGUUGGUGAGCUUACUGGACUUAACGGAACAGGUAUUACCGGGUCGAGUGUGUCGUUCGCCAGAGCUACCCCGACAGUCACCGGAGACCUUCUCAUUAUCGGAAUUUAUGGUCCUGCUGUUGUUAUUGCGGUUGAAAGAGCAACUGGUGAUCUGGUCUGGUCAAUUAAGCUUGAUAGCCAUCCAACAGGUCUUAUUACCAUGUCUGGGACAGUAUACAAUGGAUCUUUCUAUGUGGGAACAUCUUCAUUAGAAGAAGCCCUAAAUGCCAGCCAAUGCUGCACUUUCCGAGGUAGCCUGUCCAAAUUAGACAUCCAAAUAGGCACAAUAUCAUGGCAAACCUAUACUCUACCAGACAAUGGUGGUCAAUUGGGAGGCUAUGCAGGAGCUUCAAUAUGGGGAAGUAGUCCCUCCAUUGAUGUAAUCAGAAACCAUGUUUAUGUUGCAACUGGAAAUCUCUACUCUGCUCCACAAUAUGUAAAGGAUUGCCAAGCAGAAGAGAAUAUCCAAACAACCCCAACUCAGUCAGACAAGUGCAUUGAGCCAAGCAACCAUGAAAAUUCCUUCUUGGCCUUUGAUAUGGACAUAGGAAACAUCACAUGGUAUAGGCAACUAGGUGGGUAUGGCAUAUGGUUCUAUGCUUGCAACAAUCUUUCAACACCCAACUGCCCACCUGAUCCAAACCCAGAUGCUGAUUUUGGUGAGGCACCCAUGAUGCUCACCAUAUUUGUCAAUGGAACUAAAUGUGAUAUUGUAGCUGCUGUGCAGAAAAGUGGUUAUGCUUGGGCUUUGGACCGUGACACCACUGACCUCAUCUGGGGUACUUUUGCUGGACCAGGUAGCUAUCUUGGAGGAGGAACCUGGGGAGCAGCCACAGAUGGUUUGAGGGUAUACACAAACAUUGACAACGGUAAUCAAAAGAAUUUCACCCUUACACCAUCUAAGCAAAACACAACAGCAGGAGGGUGGGUGGCAAUGGAAUCUCUAGCAGGGAUUUGCCUACUAGAGAUUCCUCUAAAGAGAUGCUUGUCUAAAUGA
Messenger RNA from Macadamia integrifolia, 1378 nucleotides. RefSeq names its product polyvinylalcohol dehydrogenase-like. Lineage: Eukaryota; Viridiplantae; Streptophyta; Magnoliopsida; Proteales; Proteaceae. The coding region runs from base 17 to 1378 and encodes 453 amino acids. The transcript has 4 exons. The record is from RefSeq and is a predicted model, not a curated record.